This is a messenger RNA of Physella acuta, 4984 nucleotides long. RefSeq names its product SLIT-ROBO Rho GTPase-activating protein 1. The record is from RefSeq and is a predicted model, not a curated record. Gene Ontology annotation, biological process: signal transduction. NCBI's taxonomy places the organism in Eukaryota, Metazoa, Mollusca, Gastropoda, Physidae. Gene Ontology annotation, molecular function: protein binding.
AGCCGUCAGUUGAAGGCGGCGGAGGGCUUUUCUCGCCGCUACUGCUGAUGUGUUAGAUUUUUCUGGACACGGCAGCUGUUCGGACGAUCAGUUUGAUUGAACGCGGGGAACAUGUUCGUUUCCUCCUGUGUAUGAAGUCGCCGACUUUUCUCUGUGGAUUACCGUGUGGAUGUUGUGACGUCGUACUGUUACACGUCAGUGUUAGAUCACACCCAUGUGUUAGCGAGCGAGUAGGGCGCCUACGUUUGUGUCUAUGUGUGUACCCAAACUUUGAUUGUGUUUUUGGUCAGGCGCGGAGCAUCCAUGACGUGCUGACUCCACUGGACGGAGCCAUCUUUGUUUCCAAUUGUUUGCUGUGUCAGCUGUCGUACCGGGUUCAUGUGUCAACAUCGUGUACCGACCAAUGGUGAACAAUUUAUCUUUCACCACCGUGAGUGACGUGUACACAUGACGUAAUGACCUCGCUGGGCGUGUAGGGCGGGUAACUCUGUGAUUGGAUUAUGUGGAGGUAACUCAGUGAACACAAUGGCAGACACGGACAAGUGCUGUAAGGAUGCCGUAACAAAUGGCGAGAAUGGACUGGUUAGCCCGCCCCAGCCCUACUUGUCUGACGCUCCGCUUGACCCCCGGGCCGGGAAACUGGUCAAAUCGACAACAAUGUUUUCAGCCAACGGCAGACGUCACUCCAAGGGCUAUAGGGACGGUGUUGGUACUAAGUUAUCCAUUUUAGAUAUACGCCAACAGUUAAAUGACCAGCUGAAAUGCCUUGAAAUCAAACUAGACACUGAGGUAUCCAUAGUAACUGAACUUCAAGAAUUUUUCAAACGGAGGGCAGAGGUAGAACAGGAAUAUGCCAGAAACCUGGACAAGCUGGUCAAGAACAUGAUAGCCAGACAUAGGGCAGAGAAACAAAAGAAAUGUUUUCUCAAGUGUUAUCUGUCCCCCUCCAGACAAGAGCAAUGGGCCACCAUGUCAACCUACGACUGCUGGAAGAAUCUGCUGGCCAUCACACGCAAGCAGAGUCAGGACCAUCAGAUCAUAGCAGAGAUCUACAACAACCAGAUGGUCAGCAGGCUAGCUGAGGUCAUUGACAACUCACAGAGGAUUUUCAGAAAGUGUAGAGAAAUAGGAGCCGUCUCCCAUGAAGAUAUGAUGAAAGUUCUCAAUGAAUUACAAAGUGCCAUGAAGACCUACCACCUGUACCAGAAUGAGAGCAAGCAGGCUGAGCUGAAGCUGAAGAACGUGGAGUCUCAGAAACAAAAGGUGGAGCAGCAGCUCUCUGGGAAAAACAGCAGCAGUAGGAAACUCAAGGGGCUGGAGAGACAGGUGGAGAAGAAACAACAGAAAUAUGCUGACAACAAGCUGAAGGCCCUGAAGGCUAGGAAUGAUUACCUGCUGUGUAUAGACGCAGCCAAUGCAGCCAUCAACAAGUAUUUUUCUGAUGAUAUUUCUGAUCUCAUGGAUUGCAUGGACUUUGGCUACCACAACUCCGUGGGUAGAUCAAUGAUGAUGUACCUGGGCAUACACGAGCACCAGAAGAACACCCACGCCAAGUCCAUCGACAUGCUCAACGCCUGCAUCACAGACCUGGACUCUAGAGCUGACAAGCAGAAGUUCAUGGAACUCAACAAUGUUUACUUUAUGCUGCCCAAAAAAUUUGAAUUCCAGCCAUUCAAAGGAGAUGAGGUGUGUCAGAUCAGUGCACAAAAAGAAGUUCAAGAUGACCUGCUACAGCGGCACUUGACCAUUGAGGACAGGCUCAACAGUCUCAAAGUGGAGAAUGAUGAGAUCUGGAAGACGCUAGAAACUACGGAGAAAACGCUGGUUGAUGCCAUUCAAGUCAGGGACUACGACAUUACCAAAUACUUUGAGGAUGAGUCCGCCCCGCCCAGGUCGCCCCAUGAACAAGCUAAGCUGAGAGCUGACAGACUGGAGACAGAGUCCUAUUACCUAGAGAAAUUCAGAGAAUACACACUGAGCUGCAACCGCUUGGCCAGACUUCAGUCUAAACAUACGGCCAUACAGAGGGCUCUAGGGGAGAAACAGAGCUCAGGGUCAUCUCGGCCUCCCGCACCCCCACCUAAGCCAAAGAAACGCAGGAUAGGCCACCACCCGCGGGUGGGACAACCCAAACUAUUUGGGGGAAGUCUGGAAGAAUAUAUUGAGGCAACAAGCCAGGAAAUCCCACUUAUAAUCAAGAGCUGCAUCAGAGUCAUUAAUUUAUAUGGGCUUCACCACCAAGGUGUGUUCAGGGUGUCUGGCGCCCAGGUAGAAAUCAAUCAGUUUAAAAGUACAUUUGAAUCAGGAGAAGAUGCUCUGGCUGAUGUUAUAGAUGCUAGUGAAAUCAACUCAGUAGCAGGGGUUCUAAAACUGUACUUCAGAGAACUCAGGGAGCCAUUGUUUCCACUUCACCUGUUUGAUGCUCUAGUGGAAUGUACAAGGGAGAAAGAAAUGUCCAAACGUGUGGAGAGGAUCAAAGAUUUGUUGUCUGGGGUCAACCGAGCCAUUUUUGUUGUCAUGAGAUACCUAUUUGCCUUCCUAAACCACUUGACUGAAUACAGUGAUGAGAAUAUGAUGGACCCUUACAACUUGGCCAUCUGUUUUGGGCCAACGCUGCUGCCCAUCCCACCAGACCGUGACCAGGUGACCUUCCAGGCUAGCGUCAAUGAAAUCAUUAAGAUCAUCAUUGUGCACCAGGAGGAGAUCUUCCCCAAUGAUGGUGGAGAAAUUUACGAGAAAAUGAUUCUUGACAGGAUUUCAUGGAUAAGUCAGUCACGAGACAGUGUUGAUGCUGUUGAUGAUGAUGAAGAAGAAACAUGUUCUAUCCCAAGUGACGAAGAAGAGUCUGUGUAUGAACCUGAUGUUGUUGAGGCCACAGCUGUCUUUGAUUUUGAAGCCAGAUCAGCCCGUGAACUCUCCUUCAAGAAAGGUGACACUUUGGUGCUGUACAGUCGUGUGUCCAGUGAUUGGUGGGAAGGAUGUUUCCACGGCAAGGAGGGUCUCAUCCCAGACAAAUACAUUCUUCUCAAACAUGUGGAGGACAACAAGAGCCAACACAGCCACGAAGAGGAGAGGAAUUUGAUGAGCUCUAGCCUGACUCUACCAUCCCACCCAUCCAGACCUACCAGCCAUGACUCUGGCCUUGAGGCGUCAGACAAGUCCCUGUCACAACCCAAUGUGGCUAUCAUAAGAGAAACUGAUAUCCUUAAUGUGGACCCUGAGCUGUCUCCCCCUCCUAUACCAAGGGAGAGUAAUGUGGGUGGUGUCAAAAGCUUGGAGACCACACCGCUGAAGAAAGAGUUGCUCAAAGACAGCAUCAGCACAAUCCCAGAGAAGACGGGAGAGACGGAGAAGUUGAGGCCCUCUCCCAGUGCUUCACCUACAACAGCAAUGAUGAAGUCGGCCAUUUUAUCUACUUCACUCAUGUCCACUUCACUGAUUGGCAUUGGGUCUAAAACUGCUGAGAGAGAGAAAGAAAUUUCCAGCAAGAACGAGAUCUUGGUGAAUGACAGUCUGAGCACAAUGUCUGACACAUCAUCUGAAGAUUUUAGUGUGGACAUUGACUCGGCCCUGGAGGAGGUCAUGGCUGGACUCAAAUCUUUAGAGAUGCAGCAAAAACAGGACAAAAGGAUGUCCCUCCCAGCGGUCAAGGUCAAACAGACACCAAAACACACCCCUGACUUGGUGAUUGACCUCCCUGACGGGGACACGUCAGGCUCCUCUACUGACCCCUCCCAGCCUGACAGCCCCACCAUUAGCGCUGCAGAAACUUUUGCUCAGUCCAACCAAGGCACCCUGAAGAAAGCCAGCAACCCUCAAGUUGGCCGCCAGGACCACAGCAGCAGGCUGAGCAUCUCUUCAGAGCCUGGUGACUUAGCCAGGUCACGUGACCGGGAGGGUCUGACCACUUUUUCUAUAUCUUCACUCAACAAGUCAUCCCCAGCUCGAAGCCAGUCCAACGAAGGAACCCGCCGAACUGAUCUUUCUUCUUCUCUGAUCUCAACCUCUACAUCCAACUCAUGCCCCUCUCCACCUAUCUUCUCCCCUGCACAAAACUACAGUCCAGGUAACCCCCCAGCCAACACCUUGCCUCCACCUGUUGCUCAAAAACCAAAGCCCCCCAUGAAAGUGAAGCCACCAGUCAUGAAAAAACCAGCCUCCCGGCCGGACCUCUCCCCCCCUGUACAACCACCCCCUUGAGCAGUGUUCACACACCACCACCAUUUUAUGCCAAAUAUACUCAACCUCUCCCCCAGUGGGAAAUGCUUCCAAAACUUGGUUACAUUGUUACUCCUUCUUGUGCUGUCUCAGCAUUUCUUCCAUGUUCUUUCUUAUUCAAACAAAUGAUGUGAUCAACUCAUGUAACUUUAGAGCUCACCAACUUGUUCUGUAGGUCAAGCAGGUAGAUCGCACCUGUGGUUUCAGCACUGGAGUUUGUUGAAAACCUUAUCAGUUUCAGGAUAGGCAUGCAUGUCAUUUUAAUUUAGUGGAAGAACAUUUUUUUUUUUUUUCAUGUGCAAUGAAGGCGACUAAUUAUUUUCUUUUGAUUCAUGUCUAUGUAACUUUUGAUAUUUUUGUAUUUAGAAAUGGAAAAUUAAAACAUGACCUUUGAUUUCUGAAGCUUGUUGCUGAUGAAUGUCACCUUUGAACCCAUGACUAAGUUUGUUUACACAUUUCUAACAAGCUCAUGUGACCUUAAAUAAAAUAAAUUUGGAGCAUAGAACCAAAAAAUCCAGUGUGACUUGGAAUACUAAUAUUACUAACUUUUUUUGUUUAUUUAAAGUUUGUCAUGAAUGUAUGUUCCACAUGAAAAAAUUCUAGCUUCAGUACAUGUUUUAAUUAGUUUGCAACAAAUGUUGACCAUAAUUCAUUCAGUGUUAAAGGUUUGUUGGUUAGAUAUUAUAAAUAAUGUCCAUUACUGUCUUGUAAAUCCAAAUACUAAGGUAUAAACAAUUUAUCAUUAAAAUUAUUUUUGCUUCUAACA